This is a messenger RNA of Drosophila albomicans, 689 nucleotides long. Its product is annotated as DNA translocase FtsK 1. The transcript has a single exon. Lineage: Eukaryota; Metazoa; Arthropoda; Insecta; Diptera; Drosophilidae. The record is from RefSeq and is a predicted model, not a curated record. Bases 51 to 686 code for a protein of 211 amino acids.
CAAGCUCCAUAUACGAAUGGCAACAAAGCUUCACCACAAGUUAUACGAUCAUGGCACGUUAUCAGCUCAUCAGCUCCCUUUUGCUCCUGACCAUUUUGGUUGCCUCGACGGCAGCGCAAGCGCCACGUCGUCUGCGCCUCCAGCUGCGUCAACGUCAGCAAUUUGCUCGCCAGGAGGUGGCACCAACGCCAUAUCCCUCGGCCGAUGAACUCAAGCCCGAGGAACCAGCUCUUAUCUAUGGCCCACCGCCGUCCACAGAUGUGGAUGAGUUGCCCGCUGAGCAGGAGCCGGAUGUGAAUAGUUUCCAACCCGAUGCUGAGCCGCAGCCAGAGCCCGAGACAAGCGACGAUGUCGAUGUGGAUGUGGAUGCCGAAGAGCUGGACACCGAUGAGAACUCCGUGGAGGCGACAACUCAAGCCGCUGCUGCUCCAGCUCGUCUGCGCAUCAGUCGCCAGCGUCUGGCCAAGUUGCAGCUGGCCAAGGCUCAACCCAAACGCUUGCGUCUUCAGCCUCUGCGUCAGCGUCAACGCAUCGCACGUCUCGAGGAUCUGUCCCCUGCUGUUGCCCCCGUUGCUGCUCCCGUGCCCGUGGCUGCUGCUGCUCCAGUCCCACAAUUCUACUAUGUCGGUGCCCAGCAGCCGUAUGUGGUGGCCUACAACGCAGCUCCACAGCAGCUUGGCUGGUAGAGA